Cuscuta europaea is the source of this 1531-nucleotide messenger RNA. Lineage: Eukaryota; Viridiplantae; Streptophyta; Magnoliopsida; Solanales; Convolvulaceae. The record is from the annotation of a GenBank genome assembly.
UGCAUUACUUUUCUUUUGUUACAUGGUAUCAGAUCAGUCCGCUCGGGUGAGCGACACGCCAUCACGAUCUGAUGGCAAACGAUAAAGAAGACAGUCAGGGCAAAAACGAUGAUACUAGCAAUUCCUCAAUAAAAAAUGAUUAUUCUUCUCCUUUCUUCCUCGGACCACAAGACCGGCCAAGAGAUUAUAUUACUCCGAUACGUCUUCGUGGUGAAAAUUAUGAUGACUGGACAGGAGCAAUAAGAUUGGCAUUGCGGGCUCGACGUAAAUUCGUGUUCGUGGACGGAACAAUACAAACGUACGAAAAUAAAUGUACGGAGGAUGAUUGGUUGACGAUCCAUUCUAUGCUCGUGUCAUGGUUGAUGAACACGAUUGCACCGGAAGUCAAGAAUACCCUUUCAAAAUACGAGGACGCUAAGCUGCUUUGGGACGAGCUUAAAGAGCGCUUUUCUGUUAUGGAUGGAUCACGUAUUCAUCAACUCAAGGUGAAUAUUGCGCGUUGUGAACAAUCUUCUCCGUUGUCUGUAGGAACCUAUUAUGGACAAUUGAAGAUGUGGUGGGACGAGCUCAACAAUUACGAACCGCUACUAACGUGUACAUGCGGGAAAUGUACGUGUAAACUUGGCGAACAACAUGCACAGAGAUGGGAGUCUGAGCGCUUUCACCAGUUUUUGAUGGGCUUUUCAACCGACUUAUAUGGUCAAAUAAGGUCCAAUCUAUUGUCUCAGGUUCCUCUGCCUAAUCUGAAUAGAGCAUAUCAUCAGGUUACGCAAGAAGAAUGAAUUCGGGGAUUUACUCAACACAAGGAGGACGCAAAUGAAGUUAUGGGUUUUGCUGCACAAGCACCUAAACGUGCUAAUAAUAAUAAAGCUGGGAAGGUAGAAAAACCUGGAUUAAUUUGCUCACUGUAAUUUUCCAGGACACGACAUUACAAGGUGUUUCCAGUUAAUCGGGUAUCCCGAUUGGUGGGGAGAUCGUCCGAGAGGAAAUAGCAAAGCGGUGGGACGCGGUUAAGGCGGAACGGUGCGUGGAACGACUGUUGUAAAAGCCCAUGAUGCUGCCAAUGAAACUACCAGACAGAUACAUGAGGAACGGAGUGAAAGUUCAGGCUUGGCAUCUUCUUUUCCGCUCCCAGGGUUUACUGGUGACCGGUGGCAAGCACUUACGGCAAUGUUUGGUAACAAGCAGUCAACUAUUUCUGAUCGUAUGAUUGGACCAAUGCUCGAGGAAGUUGAUUGGGAUGGGUGAAAGAAGAGAUGUGCUAUAUUAUUUCUGGGAUAUUCCUAAACAGUGUGUGGUGGUUAAUGAAGUGAAAGUUUCGGCUGAUACUUGGCAUAAGAGACUGGGGCAUCCUUCUAGGAAUGUUCUUAAAUUGAUGUCUUCUCUACCUAAUAAUGUUAGUUCUCCAUCUGAUGUUUGUUUUCAGGCCAAACAGGCCCAUGAAAUGUUUCCUUUGAGCAAUAAUAUAUCUAGUAGGAUUUUUAAUUUAAUUCAUAUGGACCUAUGGGGUCCUUAUCAAACUUCUUCUACU